Messenger RNA from Trachemys scripta elegans, 1925 nucleotides. RefSeq names its product arginine and serine rich protein 1 (gene RSRP1). The transcript is spliced from 6 exons. The record is from RefSeq and is a predicted model, not a curated record. Bases 139 to 1344 code for a protein of 401 amino acids. Lineage: Eukaryota; Metazoa; Chordata; Testudines; Emydidae.
GAGGCGGCUGAAAGCGGGUCGGGUUUGUGCCCCUGAGGGGAGGCUGCGCCGCGAAAAGCAGUUCGGGUUCCCAGCUCCCGGUGUGGGGAGGCGGCUCGGUGGCUGCUGUGCCGGUCCGGCGUCCGCUCUACUCCCGCUAUGGCGGUGACCCAUGAGACAGGGCUGUCCCCACAGGCGCCGCCACAGGCCCAGGGUCCGUGUGGGGGAGACCAGGCCGCCUGGAGCCAGAGCCCCCGGGUGGUGCCCCAGAGGAGCCAGGAGCAGGGGAGUCCCGCGGCCCCCAGCGGAACUGAAACUGGAUGUUCUAGAACAUCAUUCAAAACAGAUACAAUUUCUAAAGGCACUGUCACAGAAAAACUGCAGGCAAACAAAAAGACAGAGGAUAUGACAAAUUACAUGGAUGAUUUAACUCUAAGCUCACCAAAAGAGAGAGAUUCUCGCUCAAAGUCCAAAACUAGUCGGGGCAGAUCAUCCUCAAGAUCAUCUAGCAGAUCAUCCUGCAGUUCACGAUCUAGUUCAAGCACUUCAACUUCCUCAAGGAGUUGGAGCAGGUCUAGAAGCAGAUCAAGAUCACGAGCUAGAAGAAAUAGUUCCAGAAGGUAUAGAAGAUAUUCGAGAUCAUAUUCCAGAAGUCGGUCAAGAUCACGUAGCCUUCGAUACAGAGGAAGGUACCAUCCUAGAACCUACAGGAGAUACCGCCGUUCUCCUCCAAGGUAUAGAUCACGCAGCAGGUCCCGGUCUCAUGGAAGAUCAUGGUCUCGUGGAAGACCAUAUUAUAGAAGAUCCUUCUCAAGAAGCAGAUCACGAUCAAGAGGCCGAAGAUACUAUGGAUUUGGGAGAACCAUAUAUCCUGAGGCUUACAGAAGUUGGAGAAGCAGAUCACGAACAAGAUCUCGUAGCAGAACACCUCUGCGCUUAAGUGAAAAAGAUAGGAGGGAACUCUUAGAAAUUGCAAAGGCUAAUGCUGCAAAAGCCCUGGGAACAGAUAACAUAGUCUUGCCAGCUAGCUUGAGAGUCUACAGCCUAUCCAAAGAGACAAAUGGUGGAAAAUGCAGAAGUGAAGAUUCUGUGGAGUCCACUGAGCAAUCCAGAAGACUAACAGAAGAUGUAACCAAAAGUGGAACUGAGAGCUCUCCCGCAAUGAAAGGCUUAUCUUUCAGCCCUAAUAACACAAUGGCAAAGCCAGUACUCCAGAAACCAGCAAGUCUCUCUGUUAAAGAGACAGCAGUAUCCUUGGGAAAAGAAGAUACAAAGAGAAAUCCCUAUGGGCAAUGGGCUCCAAUGAAGGAGGAAAACAGCUUAUUUAACCUUUCACCUAAAAGCGCACCCUUCCGAGCACGCUAGCCCCUUUCACUCACUGCCCUGUGAACUAUUGGCAUUAUGCAUUACUUCCAGAAGCGAGGUCUGAAAUUCUCUUAUCCGGUUGAAUAUUUUUGUUAAGUAUUUAAAGAGGUUAAUUUUGACAUGUUAGAUUUUUUUUUCCAGAUCUGAAAACACAGCACAAUGACCCAGAAACUACAAGUGGGAAUCUUAGGUAUAUAUUUGUAAAUACUUUUUUGUAUCACUAGAAUGGAGUAGAAAUUACAGGUGGGUAACUUCUUCUCAAUGUUACUGUAGUAGCCACUGUUCUGAACAUUUGUAAUGCAUUAUUUAAGUAAAACGUCUGUUUUGUUCUUUAGGGCCCAUGUAAUAAUUCAGUUGAACUGUGAAGUUGCCCUCUUUGUUUCUAGUCUGAGCUCUGUAGGUGGAAAUUGGCCUUAUGUAAUUAGCUUUGAGUGAAUGGUGAAGUACUAAAGAGCAAAUAGGUAAUAAUCAGAUGGUCUCAAUAGACUUCAGAUGUUGGAGCAACUUGAUUUCAAGUUGAAAAUGUUAAAUACGUAUCCUGCUGUGAGUGAUUCUCUGGAAUACACUUUCUUAAAUCUCUC